AUGAAAACGACGAAGAGGGAAUUUGUAGUAAAAAUCAUCAAAAAAGCAGCUUGCGAUCCAUCGGAAGAGGUCGAUAUCCUUCUGCGUCAUGGACAUCAUCCACAUAUUGUGAAAUUGUUCGAUGUCUAUGAAGAUGAAAUUAAUGUGAACCUCGUGUUGGAGUACUGUAGAGGAGGAGAAAUGUUGGAUAAGUGA
Strongylus vulgaris is the source of this 195-nucleotide messenger RNA. NCBI's taxonomy places the organism in Eukaryota, Metazoa, Nematoda, Chromadorea, Rhabditida, Strongylidae. The record is from the annotation of a GenBank genome assembly.